AUGGAAACCCCAGAAAUGAUACCAAACAGCAACGAUGAAUCAAUUCCAGUUUGUUACAAAUCAACCAUGCUGAAUAAAUCAGUUGAAAUUCCUGGGUGAAAUAACAGGCUGCUUCAAAAAGACUCUCAUGCUUUUUCUGAUGAAGAAUUUCCUCUGUCCUCGCAGAUUCCUGCAAGUACAGAAGAACAAAUGGCUGAAAUAAAUCCUGAAGAAGUUUCCCAGUUACUAAAAGAUAUUGAUACCAGCAGUAUGAAUUUUGUAGACCGCAUGGUUUUUGAUAUAAAUCGCAAAACCUUGCUCCAAAAAUCAAUGUCGCAAUAUAAUGAAACACAAAGUAGGUCCUCGAUUACCAAGAAAACUGAAGUUUUUGAUAGGCUUUUAGAAGAUGUAAAUAGAAGAAUUAAAAUUAAAUCACAUCUCAAAGCCUACACAGAAAUGGAAGAGAAAAACCAAAUUAGCCAGUCAAUCAAGAAAAUACCAAAGUCAAUGGCUGACAAAGUGUACCAAAGGUUGCAAGAAGACAUAGAAAACAGGAGAUUUGUGCAUGAACAGAGGGAAUUGAUGAAAAAACAAGAAGAAGAAUCUGUAGAUCUCAAAAGAGAUAACAGACAAAUCAACAGAUCCCAAGCCCGAGAGCUGAUACAAAGACUUACAUGUAUUUCUUAUUUAGAUGAUGCACGAAGAAGACUUGGAAAAUUAGAAAAAAAGAAAAGAGAUCAGGAAAAACUCGAAGAAGAGUCUUUAAUUCAAAUUGUAAAAGCAAGGCAUCCUACUAGGCCUCUGGACCCUGAAAUAGAAGAACGUUUAACUUCUGAAAAGAAAAUAAUUGAAGAGUUCUAUGGGCGACCUGGCCAGCCAAUAUUCCAAGAAAGUUCUCCAAUGAAGAGAAAAUUCACAUUAAAAGAGGCACAAGAAUCUGGAAAGCGCUUAAUGAACGCUCGAUCUCCCACCAAGAAAAGGGAGCAAGAUGAAAAUGACCAUAAGCCAAGAACCAGCACUCCUUCUAAAUAUAAGAAUGUUAAGCCAAGAUAUGGGGUUUCAGUUUUUAAUAGAAGCAAAUCAGUGUCAAAUAUAAGAGCAAACCAAAGCUUUAUAUCUUCCAGUGGAAGUGUGAAUACCAAUAGUGAGCUAAAAGACCUGAUCAAAGUUGCUGACCAUGCCCUUCAAACCUUGCUUGACAAAAACGAAGCAAAAGAAAGCAUGAUUCGAUAUUCAUAUGAUCCGCAGCCAAAUCCUCCAGUAAACAGAGUCCCAUUAUUAAAGCUGCAUUCUGUUGAUUGCCCUCCACAAGAUAAACCUUUUACAAACGCUUCCACUCUCGCUAGCCUAGCAGUAGCCUCAUCACUUUUGCAAUCCAAAAAUAAUUCUAUGGGCGAUUUUGAUUAUGCUCCUACAAAGACGCCUAGCUUUGAGCCUUUGCCUGUAAGAUUGAAAAGUCAAAAUUCGCAGUAUGAGAAUAAAGAUGAUUAG
Molecule: messenger RNA, 1470 nt
Organism: Blepharisma stoltei
Lineage: Eukaryota; Ciliophora; Heterotrichea; Heterotrichida; Blepharismidae
Source: the annotation of a GenBank genome assembly